CAAGAACCACAAUCUUUACAAUGUCUGAAUCUCGGCAAGAGUUGCUGGCUUGGAUCAACCAAGUCACAAAACUUGGUCUUUCAAGGAUUGAGGAUUGUGGAAAAGGUUACGCCAUGCUUGUAAUUAUGGAUUCUAUUUAUCAAGAUGUUCCCCUAAAAAAAGUGAACUUUGAAUGCAACAAUGAUUAUCAGUACAUAAACAAUUGGAAAGUUCUUCAGCAAGUAUUUUUAAGGAAAGGAAUCGAUAAAGUGGUUGACCCAGAACGUCUUUCACGUUGUAAAAUGCAGGAUAAUUUAGAGUUUGUUCAAUGGGCAAAGCGUUUUUGGGACCAAUAUUACCCAGGCGGUGACUAUGAUGCUUUGGCGCGUCGUGGUGGACGCGGCCUGGUACAACAUGGAGCAUCUCCCAAUGCUCCUAGAAGAAGGCAAGUGUCAUCUGGAAGUACCGGACAGCCCGCUCCACGAUCUAGUUUGAAUACAACAGGCGCUGCUACAAACAAUACUGCCGCUGUACUUCGUGCCAAGCAAGCUCAACAACAGAUUGCCAAUUUAGAAGGCCAAUUAUUAGAAGCAAAUGAAACAAUGUUUGCAUUGGAACGCGAGAGAGACUUUUAUUUCAAUAAAUUACGCGAAAUCGAAAUUUUAGUUCAAACACAUUUGAGUGCAGAACCAAUGUCCCAUGAAAGUAUGUUAGAGAGAAUACAAACAAUCCUUUAUUCUACUGAAGAUGGCUUUGAGCUUCCUCCAGAAACAGAAAGAUCGACGGAUGUGUAUCCACUUGUGGAUCAUAACAUGAGUAAUGUCGUUGAUGAACCUCACAUGGAAGAAGCCAAGCCCGUAGAUAUGUCCUCUAAUCCCGGUGCUCCUGACUUUGUGCGCGCUCGUUUACAAAGUUUAGAAGUUGACGAUGAUGACGAAAAUCUUACUUUUUAAAGUAAUCAUAUUUCGCUCAUUCUUUUUAUUUCCUUAUUCUGUUUCGAUGCAUUCUCUUACACAUUGUCCUUGUCUUUCUUUUCAUUUUGUGCAAAAAUCACUUACCUUUUACUAGCGGCGAUCUGGGUAUGACCAUUGUUAAAAUAUGUGAUGUUUUCUAAUUUAUCAUCGUCUUUUAUUGGCGUUAUUUCUUCAUGUUUGCAAAAUCUUAAUAAAACUUAUGGUUGUCAUUUAUAAGAAAUUUCGUUGUGCCAGAUAACCCAUACUCCAAACUUCCUUGUCAAAAUUUAUUAUAUAUAUAUAUAUUUCAAAGACUGAAUUUGAAAAAGUAUUCAUACUACCUUUGAAAUGAUUCUCUUAUCGAGAUUUCCCGGUUUGCUCAUUGAAGCUAUCCUAUUUGCAAAUACUAUUUUAGUAGUUGUCAUGGCAG
Schizosaccharomyces cryophilus OY26 is the source of this 1362-nucleotide messenger RNA. Its product is annotated as EB1 family Mal3. Gene Ontology annotation, molecular function: microtubule plus-end binding. The transcript has 2 exons. Lineage: Eukaryota; Fungi; Ascomycota; Schizosaccharomycetes; Schizosaccharomycetales; Schizosaccharomycetaceae. The coding region runs from base 21 to 932 and encodes 303 amino acids. Gene Ontology annotation, biological process: spindle assembly; protein localization to microtubule plus-end; regulation of microtubule polymerization or depolymerization. Gene Ontology annotation, cellular component: cytoplasmic microtubule; microtubule plus-end; microtubule organizing center. The record is from RefSeq and is a predicted model, not a curated record.